UGCUGUUCUGCGGAUCGCGCUUUGUGGGCGCUGCGCGCGGCGGAGACCGACCCGGCGCCGGCUGCAUCCCCGAGGCGACAGCGGCGGACUGCUCAUCCCACAUCAUGCUUCUCCCCGCCAGGAGUGGAAAGUGUGCAACAUGCAGCAGCUAAGAGCCCGCGUCCCCCGAAAGCGAGCCCGAUUGUGUUGGGGAGGAGGAGGAAGAAAAGGGAGAGCAUGAAGGUGGAAGGCGACCGUUUCCACGGCCAGUGCUAGAGGGAGACAUAGAUCUCUGCAUCCCCCGUGGCUCCGCUUUGCGCUUUCGGAGGGGUCGGUGGGAGAGAGGAGAUCGUCAGGGGGUGGCCGAGGGACGGAAUAACGGAGCGGGCGACCCUCGCGGAGCGCCGGUCGCUUUUGAGCCGAGCCGACUGAGAGAGAGGGGUGGACGGAUCUCCCCGCCCCCCUUCCCCGAGGAAGGGCCACCGCCAUGGGCAACGCGGGGAGCAUGGACUCUCAGCAGACGGACUUCAGGGCGCACAAUAUGCCGCUCAAGCUGCCGAUGCCCGAGCCCGGGGAGCUGGAGGAGAGAUUCGCCGUGGUCUUGAAUGCAAUGAACUUGCCUCCUGACAAAGCAAGGCUGCUCCGGCAGUAUGAUAAUGAGAAGAAAUGGGAGCUGAUCUGUGAUCAGGAAAGAUUUCAGGUGAAGAAUCCUCCACACACUUAUAUCCAGAAAUUAAAAGGCUAUCUCGAUCCAGCAGUAACUCGGAAGAAAUUUAGGAGGAGAGUUCAAGAAUCUACCCAAGUAUUACGAGAGCUAGAAAUUUCUUUAAGAACCAAUCACAUUGGAUGGGUCCGGGAGUUUUUAAAUGAGGAGAACAAAGGCCUGGAUGUCUUGGUGGAGUAUUUGUCAUUUGCACAGUAUGCCGUCACAUUUGACUUUGAAAGCUUGGAAAACAAUAUGGAAAAUUCAGUAGACAAGUCUAAACCUUGGAGCCGAUCCAUUGAAGAUCUACAUCGAGGAAGUAAUUUGCCCUCUCCUGUUGGCAACAGUAUUUCUCGCUCUGGCAGACAUUCUACUCUACGGUAUAACACGUUGCCAAGCAGAAGAACACUUAAAAAUUCACGAUUAGUGAGUAAAAAGGAUGAUGUCCAUGUCUGCAUCAUGUGUUUGCGGGCCAUAAUGAAUUACCAGUACGGAUUCAAUAUGGUCAUGUCCCACCCCCACGCUGUUAAUGAAAUUGCACUAAGCCUGAACAACAAGAACUCCAGGACAAAGGCACUGGUCUUAGAACUCUUAGCAGCUGUUUGUCUUGUAAGAGGAGGACACGAAAUUAUUUUGUCUGCAUUUGAUAAUUUUAAAGAGGUUUGUGGAGAAAAGCAGCGGUUUGAGAAACUGAUGGAACAUUUUCGAAAUGAAGAUAACAAUAUAGAUUUCAUGGUGGCAUGCAUGCAGUUCAUUAACAUAGUGGUUCACUCUGUGGAAGACAUGAAUUUCAGAGUUCACCUCCAAUAUGAAUUUACAAAACUAGGCCUGGAUGAAUAUCUGGAUAAGCUAAAGCACACAGAGAGUGAUAAGCUGCAGGUGCAGAUUCAAGCUUAUUUGGACAAUGUGUUUGACGUGGGAGCUUUGCUGGAAGACGCUGAGACGAAGAAUGCUGCCUUGGAAAGAGUGGAAGAACUGGAGGAAAAUAUAUCUCACUUAUCAGAAAAACUUCAAGACACAGAAAAUGAAGCUAUGGCAAAGAUUGUGGAACUGGAAAAACAGCUUAUGCAGAGAAACAAAGAACUGGAUGUUGUUCGAGAAAUUUACAAAGAUGCAAAUACACAGGUCCACACACUGAGGAAAAUGGUCAAAGAGAAAGAGGAGGCCAUUCAACGGCAGUCGACACUGGAGAAAAAGAUCCAUGAACUGGAGAAGCAAGGGUCUAUUAAAAUUCAGAAGAAAGGAGAUGGUGAUAUCUCCAUUCUUCCCAUUGGGGUGGCUUCUGGGACAUCACCCUCAGGGUCAGAAGCUACUGCUGGCACAUGUAUCGGGUCAGUUUCUGGCCCUGUGCCUUCAGUUGCAUUGCCACCUCCUCCACCACCUUUGCCACUCUCCACAGCAGAAUCAGAAGCAGUACAAAACGGUCCUGUGACAGCACCGGUGCCUCCACCACCGCCUCCACCUCCUCCUCCGCCUCCUCCGCCUCCUCUUCCUGGUCCAGCCACAGAACCAGUACCAGCUCCCCCAGUGCCUCCCCCACCCCCACCAUCAGCACCGCCUCUUCCAGGAACAGCCUCCCCUACGGUAGUUUUCAACUCAGGAUUAGCAGCUGUGAAAAUCAAGAAGCCAAUUAAGACAAAAUUCCGCAUGCCAGUAUUUAACUGGGUGGCUCUAAAGCCCAAUCAAAUUAAUGGGACAGUCUUCAAUGAAAUUGAUGAUGAAAGGAUUUUAGAGGAUUUAAAUGUGGACGAAUUUGAAGAAAUAUUCAAGACAAAAGCCCAGGGUCCAGCCAUUGAGCUUUCUUCAAGCAAGCAAAUAACUCAAAAAGGAUCCAACAAAGUAACAUUAUUGGAAGCUAACAGGGCGAAAAAUCUUGCCAUCACCUUAAGAAAAGCUGGGAAGACAGCAGAUGAAAUAUGCAAAGCUAUUCAAGCAUUUGAUCUGAAGACCUUGCCGGUUGAUUUUGUUGAAUGCUUGAUGAGGUUCUUGCCCACUGAAAAUGAAGUGAAAAUGUUGCGGCUCUAUGAACGGGAGAGGAAACCCCUUGAGAAUCUGUCAGACGAGGAUCGGUUCAUGAUGCAGUUCAGCAAGAUUGAGAGGCUGAUGCAGAAGAUGACCAUCAUGGCAUUCGUUGGCAACUUUGCAGAAAGCAUCCAGAUGCUGACUCCACAACUCCAUGCAAUAAUUGCAGCAUCUGUCUCGAUAAAGUCAUCCCAGAAGCUCAAGAAAAUAUUAGAAAUAAUCUUGGCUCUGGGUAACUAUAUGAACAGCAGUAAAAGAGGGGCUGUUUAUGGGUUUAAACUACAGAGUUUAGAUCUGCUACUGGACACAAAAUCAACAGACAGAAAACAAACCCUUUUGCACUAUAUAUCAAACGUUGUGAAAGAGAAGUACCAGCAAGUAUCACUUUUUUACAAUGAACUUCACUACGUGGAGAAAGCUGCUGCAGUAUCCCUUGAAAAUGUUCUGUUGGAUGUAAAAGAACUCCAAAGAGGUCUGGACCUAACAAAGCGCGAGUACACCAUGCAUGACCACAAUACCAUGCUAAAGGAAUUCAUUCAGAACAACGAAGGGAAGCUAAAAAAGUUACAAGAUGAUGCAAAGAUAGCCCAGGAUGCCUUUGAUGAUGCUGUGAAAUACUUUGGAGAAAAUCCCAAGACGACGCCCCCAUCAGUCUUCUUCCCUGUGUUUGUGCGAUUUGUGAAAGCUUACAAACAAGCAGAAGAGGAGAAUGAGUUAAGAAAAAAGCAAGAACAGGCACUAAUGGAAAAGCUUCUGGAGCAGGAAGCACUGAUGGAGCAGCAAGACCAAAAGUCUCCUUCCCAUAAAACAAAGAGGCAGCAGCAAGAGCUGAUUGCAGAGCUAAGACGGCGCCAAGUCAAGGACAAUAGACAUGUGUAUGAGGGGAAAGAUGGGGCCAUUGAAGAUAUCAUCACAGCCCUAAAGAAGAAUAAUAUCACUAAAUUUCCAAAUGUUCACUCGAGGAUCUUAGAAACCAGCCCUACAGACGAGCCGAUGCGGUGAGAAGAAGCGUGAGGCGCCGUUUCGAUGAUCAGAACUUGCGCUCUCUCAAUGGUGCCGAAAUAGCUAUGUGAGCUGGAUUGGGGACACCUACAUCUGUAAACAGUGUGGUUGACUGAAACCUUUGCAGUGGGACCUAUUAUGCGCACUACCAUUUUAAUUACGGCCUUGAUCACAGUACAUUAACUUUACUUCUGAAGGGCUCACUAAUGCCAGAAAAUGCAUAGGAAUGCAGAAGAAAAAGAGAGAAAGAUGGGCUCUCUACUCAACUGUAGCUACCAAGUGCCUGAAUUUUGAAUUAUCUACUCAAAUUAAUCAAAGCAAUAGGACGUUGUUUGAUUGGGUUUCUUUUUACACCAAUACAUGUGUUCAGUAUUCGUAACCAAAAUGUAAAAUACAUGUUGUAUUUUGUUGUUGUUACAUACAAUUUAAUGAAGGGUCUUCAGGGGGCCUUCUUAAUUUCAUGAUUGGUUGUAUAUAGAUACUACUACUGUGGACUUUUUUAUGAUUUUCAGUACAUUCCUAAAUGGUCUAAAGGAGUUAUUUUCAACUUUAGCUGCACAUUAGCUUUAUAUAUGCAUACAUAGGUAUAUGCAUACAUAAGGGCUUGUUGUAUGUAAAGGGGAAACCCAAUAAAAUACAUUGUACUCUUUCAACAUUUCACUUGUCUUAAGGAUGUGGGAAGUAUCCAUAAAACUGAAGCAGUGGCACAUGCAACAACAGCUUCUAAAGGGUUACGGUUAAUUGGGAUAACCAAGUCUUUGUUUUCUGCUGUAAAUAGGUAAUACGAGGUUGAUAUCACAUACAAACGGCCUGUGUUCAGAUUCUGCCCAUUAUACACUGAAGGAUAAGUGAAGCAAGUCAGGAGGCAUAGCUCAGUGUUUUAACAGUGCAGACAGAAAAAUAUGCCGUUCUUCAAGUAGAGGCAGCUUUCUGAAAACUUAUUUAUUAAUUAGCACUAAGGUAUUAAUGUCUCAAUAAUCAGUAUUAGAACAACUGUCCAACUUCACUUUCUGGAGCAGUGGAAAGCUGGUGCCCUGCUAAGCCAAUUAGGAUACCCUUCAUGAAGAACAAUUUUACAUCUGCAUUCUGCACAAACGGAAGUUCAGUAAUUUGCACGAGAUGGGACCAUGAUUCAAAAGCUCUACCAACUAAAGGGCAUACUGGUGAAUUCAUCAGCACAUUGAUUCUCUUAAAACAGAUAUACAUGAAAAAGCAGGCUUCCAUGCGCCUAACUGGAACUGAGUGUAAACUGUAUGCACAGACAAGUGCAAUCUGGGAUCAUAUAGCGUCAAUGUGUUGUUUUCAGUAGUCUGCACAUUGCCAUCCAAUUUUGGAUGUGUAUCGCUUGCAUACGCAGAUCUCCUCUGGAUUUGGCUUACAUAACCUCUGAAACCAUUAGGACACUUAAAACUGUUUAAGCUAUGAAUGGUAGCAGCUGUAGAUCAAUACGUUGCUACAACGGCAGGGCACUUGGUUUAUUCUGAAGUCAAAAACUGGACUCACGGUAUCUUGCUUACAGCAUACCUUGCCUGGUAGCACUGCAUCUCUAUGUUAAUUGUAAAAAAGUAUUGUAUAGUAUUUAACCACUGAUCUUAUUUUGCUUUUAUGUUGUGCUUAUGUGAACCACUGGUAAACCAUAUUCCUUUGAUAAUAUGUAGUUAUAUGAUAAUCUGUUUUUAAAUGUACAGAUAUUUUGCUACAGAAUUGGUGCUUUUUUAUGGUUUUUACAAUUCUCUUUAAUUCCCACUGUAGCCUCUGGGUAAUAUUGUAAAUAUUGUUUAAAAAUGCAUCAGCCUGUGCUAUACAAUCUGAAUGUUAUUUUAACUUAUAGUUUUGUUUUUUAUAUUUAACUAAAUGGACAGUUUGGGGCUGAAAAGUUACUAUGUUGACCUUUGCUUACCUAUUCACAGAAAGUUUAUUACUGCCAAUCGCGCUCUUGCUUUACAGCAAUGUACACUUGACAUGCUAAAGAGAACAUGCCAAGAUGGCACCUUUUUCUUCUGCUGGAAGAUGACUAUUGAUUGCAAUACAAAUUAAUAGGGAUAAUAUAAUUUAAUGAGAAACAACUGCACAAACAUUAAAUAUAUAAAAAAGGAUUUAAAAUAUGAACAAGUGGGCUGUAAUGUUGGCAUGUUCUCCUCAAUAUUUUAUCUAGUAAUAGAUCUGCUUCUUAGCAAUAUUAUAGGUGUUUUAUAAAAGCAGUUCAUGUUAAUUUUCUGAUCUGUUCAUGGCAUAUGAUUGAAUAAACUAUUUACACUACUA
Eublepharis macularius is the source of this 5968-nucleotide messenger RNA. It is a transcript of the gene FMNL2, whose product is annotated as formin like 2. Lineage: Eukaryota; Metazoa; Chordata; Lepidosauria; Squamata; Eublepharidae. The coding region runs from base 467 to 3706 and encodes 1079 amino acids. Gene Ontology annotation, biological process: cell migration; cortical actin cytoskeleton organization; regulation of cell shape. Gene Ontology annotation, cellular component: cytosol. Gene Ontology annotation, molecular function: actin filament binding; small GTPase binding. The transcript has 27 exons. The record is from RefSeq and is a predicted model, not a curated record.